Molecule: messenger RNA, 1581 nt
Organism: Penicillium samsonianum
Lineage: Eukaryota; Fungi; Ascomycota; Eurotiomycetes; Eurotiales; Aspergillaceae
Product: F-box protein
Exons: 1
Coding region: 1-1581 (526 amino acids)
Molecular function (GO): protein binding
Source: RefSeq, a predicted model, not a curated record
AUGAAGCUUGAUCCUCCAUCUCUUGGGUCUUUGCCGGUUGAAAUUCUGUACUCUAUCUUCCGUGUCUUGGACCCUAUUGGCCUCAUAUCCAUCAGCCAAACCAACUCCAAAUUCCGCACAGUGGUUCAGCCACAACGAACCCAUUUACUAGAAAGGUUGCUUGAACUUGAAUGCCGAGAAGAAGUCGGAGGAGUCACGCCCAUCUUUCGAUCCAAGGACAACCACCUCGACCCUGACUUCACGUCAAAAGAAUGGUAUGCUAUGCGCUGGGCCUGUAGUAUCUGUCUCCAGAUGCUUCCACAUACAGCCUUCGACAACCAUUAUAUCUUACGACUGCAGUACCGCAAGCCAUUGCCAGGAUCUCCGGCAGCGAGUGUUUACACGAGCUGGGAGCCAACAAGAGACGGGAAACCCCGCAAACCAUACCAUCUACACAAACAACAAUCGAACUCUAGGGAUGAGGACCAGAAAAUCCGGCGUCGGUAUGGUCUCGCAUCUAAGUGCAACACAUUGAGACCAAACCAUCCUGUACGUAAUAGGGGCGCAAGAUUAGCCAGCUUUCAGGACAGCGGGAUGAUCACAUUCCAAGGCUUUAGUCUGGACGAAUACUGCAGUAUCACAGAAGAGGAAGAGCAGGUUCUCCUAGACCAUGAAGCACGCCUCAUUGAAGGAGAGCGUUGCGGUUUCAAGCGGCACUUGCGCAAGUGCAACGAGUGUCGAUUCCGGCGCAGUGAGCUCUCAACUACUGUGCAACGAGGCACAGACAAGGUACCCAUAGUGCCGAGCCGUCGUCUGCCAUUUGCCAGUGCCUUGGACCGAUGUUUCCCAGGUGUUUCCGCCAUAAUGAGAAGUGUGAAACCGGCCGCGGAUGCCCCUGUUCAACGUGUGUAUCGCAACGACGUUUUUGAUUCUCUCUGGACUAUGUACAUGGUACGAUGCCCGGAAUGCUUGCGCUGGCAGGAAACGCGUGCGUUUCGUCUUGGUGCCUCUUUCAAUCAUUGGACACCUACCACCGACUCUGCCUCGGAGUUCAAAAACUGGGACGAAACCGAGAUCACCGGAAAUUUUAUUGAUGGUUUGUCAUGUAACCAUUGUUUUGCUAAAGAUCAAGGGCGUGAAAAUCUUGGUGCAGUACUUGUGAAAUGGUUGGACUGCUGCUUGGAUAGCGAGCGACGAGAGCUUGGAUAUCUGCUUUUGGGUGGCUGGGAGAGACUGGUAAGGCGAUUCCGGCGGCUUGAGCAGGUAAGCGACAUCAUUGAUGUUAGAAAUGUCAUUUUGGGCAUUCAGCUUGUUGUUGCAAAGGUUCAGAAAGAUCACGAUUAUCUCAAAAUUGGCCUCGCCGAUAUCUUGACGUUGAGGCUGGGCUUUCGUGAGUGGGUUACUGUGUGGGAGAACUUAGACUCCGAAAAUCGAAGUCAUUUGGAACACAACCCCUGGGAUGACCAGUGGUUCAACAACUAUGAGUUGAUUGAGGCACACUUGAUCUGGGUGAUUCAAUGCAAAGGGGAGGUUAUGGAGAAGGACAAGGGUGAUGACCUGGUUGACUGGGCACUGGGCCGAGAAGGAAGUGCUUUAACUUAA